Messenger RNA from Prorocentrum cordatum, 1784 nucleotides. Lineage: Eukaryota; Dinophyceae; Prorocentrales; Prorocentraceae. The record is from the annotation of a GenBank genome assembly.
CCCCUGGUAUAUCUCUGCUCAUGACCAACCUCCCCGCCCUCGGAAUGAAGUCCCUGAGGGCGCACUUGGAGGUCGAGGGGGCGGACAGCGAGAAGAUCCAGCAGGUAUUCGAAAAGGUCCGCGGCCACGGCUCGGCCGUCCCGAUGUACCAGACGGCGUUGCACCCAGAGGAAUUCCAGGACGAUCCCCCAGCUCUCUACUCUGUAGGGGAUCUCCCCCUCAUGCCGUCUGAAGGUUGCAAGAAGAUGAAGCAUGCCUUUGCCGUUGUCUUGAACUACCAGGGGGACAUCGACAUGGCCGCGGUGCGGGAGGCCAUGGCGGUCAACGACUACAAUGGUCUGCCAGAGCUAUUGCGCCCCAGAACAAACUGGGAAGCCCUUUACACGAUGCAGUUGGCACUGGUGCCCGCUGGCGACGGCGACGGGACAGACACCAUCAAGUACUUUCUGUUCUCGGGCCCGCAGCAGUUGGUCGACGUCGAGAACCGCCUCCUGCGUGAUAAUGAAGUGUUGUACACGCUAUCUUGGGGCAAGGGAGCGGACGUCAAGACGCCGUGGAAAGUCUUGGUCUACAUGAUGGAUCGGCUCGGUGGCGCGCACUCCCGUUACCACCUACCCCCGCAGGAGAAGGGCGAAAAGGAUAAGAAGACGUGCCUUCCCCAGGACAUCAUCGUAUCCCAGUACCAGUUCGUUAAGGACAACGCCCCGCGCGGCAACUUCGAUUGCGAACAGAUGAUGUGGAUCGACUUCCAGCUGAACGACCCGCAGAGCCCCAUCCACAGCUGGAAAGAGGGGAAGAUUAAGGAGGUUCUCUCGCACAUUAAGGACCAGGGCAUUCAGGCGAGAAAGAUCACGUACCACCCCAUCUUCAUCUUCGACACAGGGGGCGAGGGCGUCGAGCGCGCGAAGCGCAUCGUGCCUACUUUCAAGAGCCACUCCUGCCUCAUGGUCGGCGAGCCUGGCGAGGGGAAGACGCCGUGCCUGGAGACGCUGGCAUUCGCCAUGGGCGACUACUACGCAGACAAGCUGGGGGGCCGCGGCUUGGCCUCGUUCAGAGAGGGGCCAGGCCUGGAUUUCUUCAGGGCCGAAGAGGGCACGAAGCACUGCCCGUGCGUCUUUGAUGACGGCGACUUGUUCGAGCAGCGCCCGAAGACGUUGAAGGCUUUCUUGGGCGUCGGCCAGUUCCAGGCCAGGCAGAAGCGAAACCAGUACUUCUUCGACAUGCUCAAGCGCACGUUCCCCAAGGACAUGUCCAAAGCGAACGUCAUGGCCCUCUUGAAGCGGUCCUCCGCGGUCGUGAACACCCCCAAUGACGCGUUCGAGCGCUUGGCGGGUUUGGACUCGGACGUGACGAGGGCCCCGAAGGUUGGCCACUACAUUACCAAGGCAGCGGGGAAUAUUCUCUACGACUACAUCCACAACGGCGUGAUGCGGGACGCCGAGGAAUACAACUCGCUGAGGGACAAGCAGCUCCGCUUCAUGAAGGCGCUGCUGGACAAGGGUUCCGUGCCCCUGCCUCUCUCGGUCAAGGAUGAGCAGCCGCCUGACGGCGCCGAGGGCGGCAGUAGUUCGUCGGCGGCCCGCGAGCCCCUCCCGCCCUUGCCCGAGCGCAUCUGCUGGGCGAGGUCGUUCGGGAGCAUCCCGGAGGUCGAGAUCGACCUCUCGAGCUCGCCCGAAGAGGCCCGCGGCGCCGCCGCCGCGCCCAGUAGCCAGGACCUCGCCGCUGCGCUCGCCGAUGCAGACAACGGCGAUCCGCUCGGCCUGGGCGGCGGAAUGAAUGCCGAU